This is a messenger RNA of Anarrhichthys ocellatus (wolf-eel), 813 nucleotides long. RefSeq names its product cytochrome C oxidase assembly factor 3b (gene coa3b). The record is from RefSeq and is a predicted model, not a curated record. Bases 22 to 297 code for a protein of 91 amino acids. Gene Ontology annotation, cellular component: mitochondrial inner membrane. The transcript has 2 exons. Gene Ontology annotation, biological process: mitochondrial respiratory chain complex IV assembly. NCBI's taxonomy places the organism in Eukaryota, Metazoa, Chordata, Actinopteri, Perciformes, Anarhichadidae.
AGCUGAUUAUCCAAACAAGUCAUGGCGGAGAAGGGAGCUGAAGCAUCCGCGAAACCUGCACUGACAGCGGCGGAGCAGCAGCUCUUCCAGCGCCGACAGGAUCUCGACUACUGGAAGAAGAACGCAGCGCGGCUCCGCGGCCGGAACCUGCUGACCGGCCUCGCGAUCGGGGCGUUUGUGGUCGGCUUGUUUAGCUACACCAUCCUGUCCGUCAAACAGGAGAGAAUCGUGGAGGAGCUGGACGAGGAAGUCAAGAUCAACCACAUCAGAGGGCCAAGAACCAGCGCCAACUCCUGAUGAGGCUGACCACGAGCCUGGACCCACACUGCUCCCCGGGCCCUUAUGCGUGUCCUCCGUAGAGCGCGUGGUGACAUCACACCGGCUGUAAUGAGUCAUGUCCGCUGAGCUUCUCGUACUGAAGGGUGAAACCUUGCACAUUUUCAACCUGGUCUGUCGCCGGUAACACGCAGGGAAGCAGUGAAAGGUUCCUUUGCCAAUAGCAUCCAUAUCGCAACGAUACCAAGCCGGUUGAAAAUGGGCCACUCUUCAUCACAAAUUCAUAUAAGGACAUUACAAAUGUUUUCUUUGUUCCUUUUCUGUUUUGAAAUACAAACAAAACUAUUGUUGAAAUUGUUGAAUUAUUUUCUGCAUUAAUAUAAACUUACUCUGAAUAAAGUGUUGCCUCGAAAACAGGGAGAAAAAUAAUUUUGCAGAUCCAUAAUUUCUAAAUACAUUCCUCAUAUUUUCUGACAUUUCUUUAAAGAAUUGUUUGUCAUUAAUUAUAAGGGGAAAAUAAAGUGAUUGUUCAUUUGA